Messenger RNA from Candoia aspera, 579 nucleotides. It is a transcript of the gene PLAC9, whose product is annotated as placenta associated 9. The record is from RefSeq and is a predicted model, not a curated record. The coding region runs from base 162 to 449 and encodes 95 amino acids. Lineage: Eukaryota; Metazoa; Chordata; Lepidosauria; Squamata; Candoiidae. The transcript has 4 exons.
UGCGUAAGAAAUUUGGCUGAGCUCAGGACGCUUUCUUCCCAAGCCUCCAGCUACCAAUCCAAGCCAUUCUGCCAACAGUUGAUCAGCGUGUCCUGGGAAGAAAAGCUAUUUAUUUCUCUUCAUCUGCUGAAGCAGGAGAGGCAGACAGAGGCUGUGAAACCAUGCUUUACCCUGUGUCUCUGCUUUUCCUUUUAAUACUGAACCACCAAGGCCUGGCUGCUGGUGAUCCUAUUGCUGAUCAUCGAGGAACCUUAGAGCAAGAUGACUGGUGUGAUAAUCCCAGCACCAUUCACAGGCGCUUAGAUACCAUCCAAGAGCAACUGGAAAAAACAGUUGAUCAUUUGGACUCCGAAGUCAAGUCACUGCUUAAUGAUGUUAGUGAAACGGCAUGGACCAAACCUCUUGCUUCUGGAAUCCCACUGGUAGAUCUCUUUGAAGAUCCUAGUUGAGCUUCCAGACGAUGGACUGAAAACCCAGACUCUGAACUGAAUACACCACCAGAGUCAGCCUUCAAGUUGCCUUUCUUGUUGCAUCAACUUUGAAACCGAGCUGGUCUAUAAAGUGUUGAGAUGGACAGCA